Molecule: messenger RNA, 3048 nt
Organism: Schistocerca serialis cubense
Lineage: Eukaryota; Metazoa; Arthropoda; Insecta; Orthoptera; Acrididae
Product: lactase/phlorizin hydrolase-like
Exons: 22
Coding region: 1-3048 (1015 amino acids)
Biological process (GO): carbohydrate metabolic process
Molecular function (GO): beta-glucosidase activity
Source: RefSeq, a predicted model, not a curated record
AUGUUGUCUAAACGAGCGGUGUUGCUGCUAGCUGCGUGCUUGGCCUCCGUGGUAGAAGCCGCGCCGGGGGCAGCGGCAGCCGCCUCCCGCCGCCCUCGACUCCGCCUCCCGCGCGCUGACGCCGUCAACCAGUUCCCUGACGGCUUCAUGCUGGGGGCGGCCACGGCCUCGUACCAGAUCGAGGGCGGAUGGGACGCCGACGGCAAGGGCGAGAACAUAUGGGACCGUAUGUUGCACGAACAUCCGGAAUAUGCCAAGGGCGAGAACGGGGACGUUGCCUGCGAUUCUUACCACAAAUACGCGGAGGACGUGCAGGCAGUCAAGAAUCUGAACGCAAAUGUGUAUCGUUUCUCUAUUUCCUGGGCUCGAAUUUUACCAAACGGUGAUACAGAUGUAAUUAACCAGGCAGGUCUGGACUACUACAACAAUCUCAUCAAUCUGCUGCUGGAAAAUGGGGUCCAGCCACUGGUGACGAUGUACCACUGGGAUCUUCCCCAAGCACUGCAGUACAUUGGCGGCUGGCCGAACCCCAUUUUGGCAGACUAUUUCGUCGAGUACGCUCGGGUUCUCUUCGAGAACUUUGGCGAUAGGGUGAAGUUCUGGAUAACUUUCAACGAGCCUGCUGUGUUCGUGAGUGGCUACGCCAGCCAGGGAGGGCAGGCCCCCAGCCAACCUGCUCCAGGUAUCGGCGAUUACCUGUCGGCCCACACGGUCAUCAAGGCGCAUGCACGCGUCUACCACCUGUACCAAGAGCAAUACAAGGCCACGCAGCAAGGUUACGUGGGCAUCACGCUGAACAGCGACUGGAACGAACCAGCCAGCAACUCAACCGAAGACAUCGAAGCAGCUGAACGCGCCCGCCAGUUCCAGGUUGGACUCUACGCUCACCCCAUCUUCACCGAGGAGGGCGACUACCCUCCAGUGAUGCGGGAGCGUGUGGACGCCAACAGCGCCGCAGAGGGAAGGCCACGCUCCAGGCUGCCUUCUUUCACCAGUGACGAAGUCGCCUACAUCAGGGGAACAUCGGAUUUCUUCGGUAUCAACCAUUACACUUCGGUACUCACGGCAUCAGGUGACGCUGGAACCAUACCGUCAAAGGACCACGAUGCUGGCGUCAUCAACUACGGCGACGACUCUUACCCCCACGGCGCUUCUAGCUGGCUCAGGGUAAUCCCCUGGGGAUUCCGUAAACUUCUGAACUGGAUUGCUGUUUCAUACCCAGAAUACCCAAUAUUUGUGACGGAGAACGGCUACUCAGACUGGGGUGAGCUGGAUGACAAAAAUCGUACCAACUAUUACACGAGCUACCUAGCAGAAAUGCUGAAAGCGAUCAAUGUUGAUGGCAACAACGUAAUUGGUUACACAGCCUGGAGUCUGCUUGACAACCUUGAGUGGAACGAUGGUUACGCCAUUAAAUUCGGCCUGUAUCAGGUCGACUUCAAUGAUACCGAGCGUCCCAGGACAGCGAAGGAUUCAGUGCAAACUUUAGCUCAGAUCUACGCUAACAAGGAGUUACCCAUGGAAGCGAUGGUGCCGACGAGGACUCUGCUGCUGCUCGCCGCCGGGCUCGUGGUGGCCCAAGCGGCCGCCGUGGGCAACCGGUCGGCCAUCCGCAUCAAGCGGGCAGACGCGGUCAACACGUUCCCCGACGGCUUCAUGUUCGGCGCAGCUACGGCAGCUUACCAGAUCGAGGGUGCCUGGAACGAGGACGGCAAAGGUGAGAACAUAUGGGACCAUAUGUUGCACGAGCACCCGGACUAUGCCGCAAAUUGGGAUAACGGAGACGUGGCGUGUGAUUCAUACCACAAGUAUGCAGAGGACGUUGAGGCCCUCAAGAACUUGAAAGCAAACACGUACCGCUUUUCCAUCUCGUGGUCGAGGAUCUUACCGAGUGGAGACGUUGACAACAUCAACCAAGCAGGUAUCAACUACUACAACAACCUCAUCAACUUGUUGCUGCAGAACGGGAUCACACCUCUGGUGACGAUGUACCAUUGGGACCUCCCCCAGAUGUUGCAGUACAUCGGAGGAUGGCCAAACCCCGUUGUGGCUGACUACUUCGUCGAGUACGCAAGAGUGCUGUUCGAUAACUUUGGAGACAGGGUAAAGUGGUGGAUCACCUUCAAUGAGCCGGCUGCGUUUUGCUACGGCUACGCCAACAUGUAUUCGCACGCUCCCAGUAUGCCGAACCCAGGAAUCGGUGACUACCUCACGGCACACACCGUUCUCAAGUCGCACGCACGGGUCUACCAUCUGUACCAGGACCAGUACAAGGCGACGCAGCAAGGUUAUGUUGGCAUCACACUGGACAGCAACUGGUUUGAGCCGUCAACCGACUCCGCAGAAGACCAAGAGGCCUCCGAACGCUCUCUGCAGUUCCAGCUGGGAGAGUUCGCGCAUCCCAUCUUCAGCUCGGACGGCGACUACCCUCCGGUGAUGCGGCAGCGGAUAGACGCCAACAGCGCUGCAGAGGGAAGACCACGUUCCAGGCUGCCCUCUUUCACCGCCGAUGAGGUCGCCUACAUCAAAGGAACGUCCGACUUCUUCGGUCUCAACCACUACGCCACAUCGCAUGCCAGGAAUAAAGUGGUUGGUGCCGUUCCGUCCAAGGAGUAUGACACUGGCGUUGAGCUGUACCUCAACCAGUCUCUCCCUCACGCCGCCACUGAGUGGCUAGUGGUGGCUCCCUGGGGAUUCCGUAAGCUUCUCAACUGGAUUGCUAAUGAAUACCCAGGAUAUCCCAUAUUUGUUACGGAGAAUGGAUAUUCAGACAAUGGCGAGUGGAACGAUGUGAACCGUACCAACUAUAUUACCAGCUAUAUGGCGGAGAUGUUGAAGGCAAUUAACGAAGAUGGCAUCGAUAUCUUCGGUUACACAGCCUGGACCCUCAUGGACAAUUUCGAGUGGUCAUGGGGAUACACGGCCAAAUUUGGACUCUACUACGUGGACUUCAAUGAUGAUGCGCGACCGAGGACAGCUAAAGACUCGGUUCAGACCCUAGCUCAAAUAUACUCUAGCAAUGAGCUACCAAUGGAAUAUUUUAACUAA